This is a messenger RNA of Rana temporaria (common frog), 3460 nucleotides long. It is a transcript of the gene ZNF367, whose product is annotated as zinc finger protein 367. Lineage: Eukaryota; Metazoa; Chordata; Amphibia; Anura; Ranidae. Gene Ontology annotation, cellular component: cell-cell junction. Gene Ontology annotation, molecular function: ionotropic glutamate receptor binding. Bases 242 to 1270 code for a protein of 342 amino acids. The transcript is spliced from 5 exons. Gene Ontology annotation, biological process: homophilic cell-cell adhesion. The record is from RefSeq and is a predicted model, not a curated record.
CGUCAGCCCUGUCCAUCUUACAUCGCUGGCGAUGGCGCCUGGAGCCACGACUGUGAUUGGCUACGAUCAGGCGCGAAAUGUAACGCGGGAAAAAAAGAAGAGAAGGACCGAGCGGCCGCCGCCUCCUGUCUGAUGAUCCCGUGGCUGUGCGGUCAGUGACAGUGCUACCGGGCCUACUUUGUCGGAUGGGGUGUAUAUCGCCAGAGAAGAAGGCGCGCUUUCCUCCCCGGUGUCACUCAGAAUGAUGUCUGACGUGUACCCGUCUCCUGCCCUCCGCUCUUCUCCUUCAUCUCACGACUCGUCUCCUCCCCGGCCGGUACUGGUGUCUGUCAUCAAGGCGGUGUCCCCCACCACCUCCGCCCACACUCCCAUCAAACCCCGCCGGACGCCCUUCUCUGCCACCCCGCUCAGCCCUGUGCCCACCAGCCCCGGCUUCAGCGAUUUCAUGGUGUACCCCUGGAGGUGGGGGGAGAACGCACACAACGUCACCCUCAGCCCUGGAACCCCGGCCAGGCAUCCUAUGCCCCCAGCAGAGCCUGGUCAAACUGCCCGGGAACCCGUCCUUGAGGUCCUCAGCCCCGGCCUGAACAGCAGCAGCAGCGGAGGAGAGGAAGGAUCCCUGAGGGAUGGUAUCCGACGUGGCCGUCCAAGAGCAGAAACGGUUCGAGACUUAAUAAGUGAGGGUGAACACUCUUCAAGCAGGAUUCGGUGUAAUAUAUGCAACAGAGUGUUUCCUCGGGAGAAGUCUUUACAAGCUCAUAAAAGAACACAUACAGGAGAGAGGCCUUACCUUUGUGACUAUCCUGAAUGUGGGAAAGCCUUUGUACAGAGUGGACAACUAAAAACACACCAGCGCCUUCACACCGGAGAGAAGCCAUUUGUUUGCUCAGAAAAUGGUUGUUUGAGCCGUUUUACACAUGCAAACCGACACUGCCCCAAGCAUCCAUAUGCAAGACUGAAAAGAGAAGAACCAAACAGUAAAAACGGCAAAAUGCAAGCUGCUGAUAAAGAUACAGCAGAAUGGUUGGCAAAACACUGGGAAAGACAAGAGCAGUUGCCUCCAACAUUAAAGAUGAAACCUCUUCAGAAGGCAGACCAAGAGCAACAAGACCCACUAGAAUAUCUUCAGUCUGAUGAAGAUGAGGAAGAUGAAAAAAAUGGGCCUCAUUCUGCUGCUCGACGCCGUCUCCAGGAGCAACGAGAGCGUAUGCAUGGCGCUCUGGCUCUUAUUGAGCUAGCUAACAUAGCUAGUGCACAGUUGCGCCAGUAACCCUAUUGACAUGUACGAAAGUCUUUUCCCUUGCAGUAUAUUGGACCUUAUUUCAGUUUCAGUGGCAAAAUCCUCUGAUAGUAGAAAAAGGUUACAAGAUACGCUAUGGGUUAUAAGCUAAGCACCUUAUUUGCUUGAUAUAGGCUGCUAUCCUGUAGAAUUUCUAUGAAGAAUGUUGCUGCUUCCUAAUGUAGGAAGCGUGAGAGUUUUGCACUUUUUAUGGUAAAGAUAGUUGUAAAGUGUUUUAUAUAAAAUAUUUGUAAAUAUGGAUUUGGAAAAGGUAUAGUUUUUACAUCUGUUUGAAAUAUUGGGUUUUACAAGCUUAACGUUGCUUUCCAGAGGCAGUUGUAUGGUGCCAGUACCAAGAAAUUGGUAAUCACAAUUAUUCAUGUAAUUUAUUUCUGUAGGCAAAAUAUAUUGCGUCUGUAAACACAAGUUACAAUGACACAUCACAAUGGCAUGAUUGUUGAAGUGGAAUGAAAAGUUAAGCUUGUAAAAUGAAGGCUUCCAAUGAAAUGGAUGUUACGAUGCAAGACAGCACUUGUUUAAAGGGGGGAGGAUGUUUUAUUGGUGGUAUUGUGUUUUUUAUAGUAAACUAUUUUUAGAAUAUCUGCAAACACUAAUUUUUAAUAUCCAGCUUUUAGGAUUUUUAAAUAUAUAUAUUUUUUGCGAACUGCCAGGCUGUGUUAACGUUUGCAAACUGCCUAAAAGCCACUUUUAUUGCUUGAACAUGCCAGUCUUCUAUAAAAUGACUCAACUAUUGGCUAGUGUUCUCAGAAGAAAGCACUUAUGUUAGAUAAAAAGUUGGCUUAAAAAUAGUGUAUGUAGCCACUGGAUGAGUGUUCUAUGUAUACAUUGAAAGCUGACAGUGCUCUUAAAUUCCUGUUUAACUUUUUUUUAUUUUUAUUUUUUCCUGAGGCAUUGUCCUUUAGACUUGAUGAGAACUCUUCACAAUAAUUGCUCUUGGUAUUGGACAUUUUAUAAGGCUGCACAAUUGCUAGGAAGCCGGUACUUUUUUUUUUUUGGUCCUGGCAGUUAGAUUAGGCCAGUUUAUCUCCUUAAUUAUGCAUUAAUUUGUUAAUGUUUUGUUUUUUAUCAAAAACUUGAUCCCAUUUUCCCUGGUAUGGACUAGGGCAAAAGCUUUAUAAGUGGUCUCUUACAUUUAUUCUGUUACAAUUGAUCUGAAGUGUAAACAUUUGCCUUAUUCAGCAAAGCAAACGCAUAACUGGCACUCUGGGGUGCCUGCCAUCUUCAGUUUAAGCACUUCUGGUAUCAGCAGUGCCUGGUACUUUGAUAAGCAGAUUCUACUUGAGGUGGGGGUCCUUUCACAGGGACAUGCUCUGUUUUGAUAGGUUGGCUCUAUGGGCAGACAGAUGAAAACGAAUGGUGGUAGAUAAAUGUAAACGUCCAUUUAUAUCCCGCCCAUAGUUAAAUGAAAUUUGAAAAGCCUGUGUGAGGAUCCUUUGGGUGUACCUCAUUCGCUCAAUGUUUGGCAGUGUACUAUGCUGCCUGACAUUGCAGUGUGAUUCAGGCUGGUGUGCUGCAUUUUAUUGCUGCAGUGCUAGGCUGCGUUGCAUUGUGAAUGAGAAACAAUUGUUUCCUGUGUAUCCAUGCGGUGACAGACGUUUUUAUCUUGUGGUAAAACGUCUGUCGUCAUACAUGGUGUGAAUUGGCCCUUAGGUAGAGGGCCAGGCUUUGCCACCUGAGCCUCCCGAUUGGCUCCUUACUAAGGUGGGUAUCUUUUAUUGACCAAUAAUGAGGCCAGGCAUGCCCACAGGAAUAUCUGCAUAUCUUGAAUAAAAAGCAGACUUGGCAUGUUUGCAGUGUUCAUACUUUUAGUGCUGUAUUAUGCAAGUAUUCUACACUUUCAUUUAUGGGUUGAUGCACAUUUUUACAUUUAUUAUGAUUAAAUGUAUUGGUGUGUUAAAAUAACAUCUAAAAUGCCUAAGGGGUGUUUUUUUUUUUUUUUUUUUUUUUUUGUAUCUCAUCAAGCUAAGGAAGACUGAGAAACCUUUUUUAUAUGCACUUAUUUCCAAAAAGGGAGUCAUAAUUAAUUUGAUGCGUUAAAACUGCUUUUUGUUCUAAAAAUGUGGUUUAAGUGUCAUCGUGCUUAUAGCUAAGUUAGUAGUUUGGCAUGAAUUUUUAGCAUAAAAGUGUACUCCGCUUUUGAAUAAAUCCUUUCUAAUUUAA